AUGUCUCGUUUGACGCUUUGGCUUCGAGCAGGAUCCGAUGGUGUCAGAUGCGGUGGGGAUCCAGCCGCACAUAGUCUCUUCAUGUUGAUGGUUUGGAAGUCCGAGCAUGACUCCAACCUCAAAUUUGAUGUGAAAACAGUGAACGAAUCUCGUCCUCCUCCUGAGUUCAAAGAGUUGGGGCUUCGACGAUCGCCAGCAUUACAAAUAACCGACGAUACUGCGACUUCCGUAGAGGAUGAGAUUAUCGAGGAAUUGGACAAAUAUGGAAAAGUCCGAGAGCAGGCAACGGAAGCUGAGGACGCCACUGCUGACCUUUUUCGUGUUUUCGCUUUUUACAUCAAAGAUAUCAAGAAGGAGCCCACGGCUCUUCUUCAUGCGCUACAGCGAAUCGACCAACACCUCGCAUCAGCUGGAACACGAUUUCUAACUGGCAACGAACCUGCACACAUUGACUGCGUUGUUCUGCCUCGGUUGCAUUCGAUUAGAAUUACUGCAAAA
Strongylus vulgaris is the source of this 498-nucleotide messenger RNA. The record is from the annotation of a GenBank genome assembly. NCBI's taxonomy places the organism in Eukaryota, Metazoa, Nematoda, Chromadorea, Rhabditida, Strongylidae.